UGACCCGCUCGCUUCCUCGCAGCGGUGAUGCUGAUGGAGUGUUUUCGCUCGCGGUGCUGGAGUUGUGAUGGGUCUUCUGGAGUUCCGCUCUGAUCGUCAUGCUUCCCGGGGUCCUUUACGCGCUGCUGGCGGGUUUUCUCGGCGCGGUCGCGUCCUCCUCCGCCAAACUGUCUCUCGGCACCGACUACCUGAAGGGCGUGUGUGAGACAGGUCUGCGGACGUGGGGCGAGCAGAGGAAAUUCACGCAGCAGAACGACACGAGCGCCUGCGACUGGCUGCACAUCCCUCUCCGACUGCUGUGUGGAGGUCUGCUGUUCACCUGUAACGCUGUGAUGUGGACGUUCCUGGCCAAAGCUCUCCGCAGCUCGUGCUCCUCCACCCGCACCACUGUGACCACCACCGCCUCUAACUUCAUCUCGUCUGCGUUUCUGGGGCAGCUAAUAUUCGGGGAGACGCACAUGGCCCUGUGGUGGGUGGGCAUCUCUCUUACUCUCUCUGGUCUUCUGGUGCUUCAUCACACGUCGCCCAACCUCACCCAAUCACACGCCAGCAAGAGAGAAUGACGCCGCCACGCGUUAACGUGCAUGCGCGAUGACUGCUGCAUUAUUAGAUGAGUCAGUGUGUUUUAGAAACAUAUCAGAAAAACACUAAUAUCAUCGUUAUUCGAACUGUAUUGUAGUUUUU
Molecule: messenger RNA, 684 nt
Organism: Sinocyclocheilus rhinocerous
Lineage: Eukaryota; Metazoa; Chordata; Actinopteri; Cypriniformes; Cyprinidae
Gene: tmem42b
Product: transmembrane protein 42b
Exons: 3
Coding region: 99-563 (154 amino acids)
Source: RefSeq, a predicted model, not a curated record